Cicer arietinum (chickpea) is the source of this 827-nucleotide messenger RNA. The record is from RefSeq and is a predicted model, not a curated record. NCBI's taxonomy places the organism in Eukaryota, Viridiplantae, Streptophyta, Magnoliopsida, Fabales, Fabaceae.
UGAUUCUGGUCAAAGAUAUUGGUCUACUUGCUUUAAAAACUUAUACUAUUACAAUAUUAGAGAGAGAAAGAGAGAGAUAAUUUUCUCUUACAAAGAAGAAAUUCAUCUGUUUUCUUCCUACCCCUUUUAUCAAAAUUAUAUUUUUUAGACAAGGGUUGUAAAAAGAUUUGAUUUUGAUGGAUUUUGUGUAUAAUGUUUUUGUCUAGAAGAUAGAGAGAUUGAAGAGGGUUAUAAUAAUUAUUUAGAAUAGAGAAAGAAAAAAAAAGGGUUUAUCUAAUCUAUCUAUCAUUUAUGGGUAAGAAACCACAAAAAACAAAGGAAGUUUGGGCAGCAAUAGCUGAAGCAUCAUCAACAAUAGAUGAUGAAAAUGAACAACAAUCUCAACCACAACCUCAAACUACUCGAAAAAGAGGUAGACCUCGUAAGAUUAUUGUCAAAAUGGAAACUUCAGAGGAAAAAACAGAACAACAACAAGUAGCUUCAAUCAACAAAGAAGAAGGAACAACAACACAAUCAUCAUCAGAAGCAUGCAUGAUGAGUUUCAAGGUUACAAAUCAAGAGGGAGAAAUUCAACUUCCAAGAAGCAGCAAAGCUAGGCGUAAAAGUAUACCAAGAAAGAGUAGUCAAUAAUUUAUAUUUUUAUUUUAUAUAAUUAUUCAUAACUGUUUCUUCUAUUUUAUUUUGUUUCAUUUCCAUGAAGAAAUUAUUGAUUCUAGCUAGCUUCCUUGAUUUAUCAACGUUUUUGGGUGAUUGAUAAUAUUUAAAAUUAUAUUGCUAUAAGUGUCAAAAGAAACUCUUUCUCUUCAAGUUAUUAUUAUUAUUAUCUA